AGUUCUGACCCUCCGGUCCCGUUCGCAACAUGGCCAAACUAUUCAUCGGUGGCCUCGCUUGGCAUACCGACGACAGCACCCUCAGGGAGAAGUUCUCCGAGUUUGGCACCGUCGAAGAGGCUGUCGUCGUCAAAGAUCGCGACACUGGUCGGAGCCGCGGAUUCGGCUUUGUUAGGUACGCCGAAGAGCAGGAUGCCGACCGCGCCAUGCAGGAAAUGAACAAUGUCGAGUUCGAUGGGCGUACCAUUCGCGUAGAUAAGGCAUCCAACCCUGGUGCUGGUGGCGGCGGUGGCCGUGGCGGCGGCGGUGGUGGUUACCAGUCCCGCGGAGGUUACGGCGGUGGAGGUGGUUACGGUGGUGGCCGCGGUGGUGGCUAUGGCGGAGGCGGCGGCGGCUGGGGAGGAGGCUACCAACAACCUCGAGAUGGCGGCUACCAGCAGCAAGGCGGCUAUCAACAAGGUGGAGGCCAGGGCGGCUAUGGCGGUGGUCAAGAGGGUCAAGGAGGCGGCCGCUGGUAGACGUCCUCUGGACGAGCUACUCGGCUUUCUCAACCUCCUUGUUCUAUGCUUGCUUCCAGAGUAUCUGCGAUUACAUGAUUUCAUUCCCGGGGAAAAAGUGCGUUAGAGGAAUACUGCCAGCUCUUUGAACACGAUCGAGGCUAUGGUGCAUUUUUCAGAUUACUGUCUUUUUGGGCUUCUAACAGGGCUGGUACUUUCGAUCCAAUCAGCUUCUGCGAUUCCUCGCUGUCGUCAGGACAGCGGGUUGGAGACUGUGAUUUGGGUUGGUUCUUUGAUAAGACGAGAUAACUGAUACCCACAUCUGAAUCGAGCUUGUUUGACCUCUUCUAUGC
Aaosphaeria arxii CBS 175.79 is the source of this 850-nucleotide messenger RNA. RefSeq names its product RNA-binding domain-containing protein. The record is from RefSeq and is a predicted model, not a curated record. Gene Ontology annotation, molecular function: RNA binding. The coding region runs from base 30 to 518 and encodes 162 amino acids. NCBI's taxonomy places the organism in Eukaryota, Fungi, Ascomycota, Dothideomycetes, Pleosporales. The transcript is spliced from 6 exons.